Messenger RNA from Filobasidium floriforme, 1548 nucleotides. RefSeq lists its product as uncharacterized. Lineage: Eukaryota; Fungi; Basidiomycota; Tremellomycetes; Filobasidiales; Filobasidiaceae. The transcript has 5 exons. The coding region runs from base 112 to 1368 and encodes 418 amino acids. The record is from RefSeq and is a predicted model, not a curated record.
GUCAUUCGUUCAUCAUCAGCAUCAACAUCAGAUGACAGCUUCACCUGUCGAACCGCCACCUCUUCUCGAGCCAUAAUUGAAGGACGUCCUUUCAGAGCUGAGCAAACAGCCAUGAGUUCUACGGCUGACAUCAUAUACAUCUACAAAGACGGACCCGAGUUUCCGGACUCGGAGCUGACGGGGGAACAGCAGCUCGCGGAACAAAGGGCGUACGUGGAGUCUUUCGCCAAGUUCGAAGAAGAAGAGGCGAAUAAUGGGGAUGACAAGGACGAACAUGCUUCUGAUUCGGGGACAGAGGAUUAUAUUCCGAGCGACGAUGAAGGUGCGGAUCCCUUGGCAGAACCGCCCGCGGAUGUCGAACAGUCCAUCACAAACGACGGAACAUCUCGUUUCCUCCAGGAAAUCCUCUCUGAAGAACGAAGAGUUCAAGGAUGGCAAAGUAUUGUCGAGGAGAUAAACAAAUUCAUGAAGACUGUUCCACCGAGAGAUAUAACGGCGUCGAAGAACUUGCUGAAUCUGUCCUGCGCUUUAAAGUUAGAUCAGCAAACAGGGGUAGACGUCGUCAUAUGGACUGGGGAUGAUUCCCACUUUGCUCUUCCCGAAUACUGGGAUUAUACAUUGGACUGCAUCAAGAAGAUGGAUGCUCGAGAAACUGUCGACGGCAUUGUGGGAAAGCUGUUCAGAUCAGCCUUUACCAAGUACCGGGACGACAUCCAGGCAUUGAUGGUCGAGGCCGGCCAGGUACAACCGUCAGGUGAUACGGCUAUGGAGGAGGACGAAGUCAAUUUCAUCUCCUGGAUGGAAUACUUCGGGCGAAGUGGAAGCUGGAUGACCACAAGCGAAUUGUUAACCCGGAUCUGGAAUCACCUCUCCACGUACGGUCCCCCUCCAUUGGUGUCAUUGGACAAGCCGCGAUCCCUUUUUGAGUGUGUGCCUCCCAAGAAGGCCGGGGACCCUAUCGUUGCGCAAAGAGAUCUGCGCAACAUAGUCCUGCUUUACCAUUACUUCCGCACCAGAAGCGAGACGUUGAUCUCCCAGAUCACUGAUCAGAUGAUGGACGAGGAAGAUUCUCAGGGCCAUCGACUGCGAAUGGUCACCGAGAUCGUCCGGUUGAGAAAGGGUUUCAACUCGGAACGACAUAAGCCGAAAUGGAGAAGAGUCAAGCGGGAGGUCCAGACACCCUUCUUUCCCACCUUGCCCGUUUCCGCAGGGCCAACCAAGGCCGAGCGCUCUCAAGAGUCACAGGAACAGCGAACGACCCGCUUGAAAGCUCGAAAGCGGGAGCUGGAAUACUUUGUCUGGGAACGGGUUGGGGCGAAUGAUCCGGGAGAGUCGUUUGACAAAUGGCUUAAGGGCGAUACGAAAUAAGGGCAAUACGUUGCCUUGAGAGGCUAAAAGGGUCGGUAGUAAGGGCAGGACCUUUACUGUGUUUCUUGUCGCGUUGUAUCAUAUUCUACUACUGAUACCUGGGACGCAGAUCCCAGUCAUGUAUUAUAGUCGAAGGGCUGUUCAUUUCCCUCCUCCACCUUUCCAUUCUGCACCUGCCUC